AUUUUAUUUUUCUGCACUUUUUCCAUGUGACAGACAAAUAGCUUUUAGGUUGCGAGUUUUUAUGUUUGCAAACUCGAAGAUGAGGAAACAUCUAAGUCUCAGUUUGCCACGUUUCGUUUUCCUCUGUGUGGUUUGCCUAGCAGUGACGUUGUUGGGAACAGAAGCAGAAAGAAGACAAGAUUGCGUGGACGGACCGAGUACAUGGUACAGAGGCACCCAUAACACUACAGUCACCGGUACAGCUUGUCAACGGUGGACUGCUACAGUCCCACAUCGGCCCAAGUAUAUUCCUCAAGACGGAGGUGAACACAAUUACUGCAGAAAUCCUGACGGAGAUUUGAAGGGUACAUGGUGUUAUACAAUGAACGUAUCGUCCCGUUGGGAGUAUUGCAACAUUCCAAAAUGCUUUGAUGAUUCCCUUGUAAUUUGGACGAACUACGACGCCCAAAGCCAGUCUACGCAUUUACUGUCAGUCAUGGCGGAUCCAGAGGUUGUGAAAAACAAGACUGACACUUCAGGCGUCUUCAACGUGUCUGUCAUGGUCGGUUCCAAUAAAACACAUACCGAGUUCUGGGCUCUUGCAGGACAUUACGCAGAAAAGAAGCUUUUCUUUACAGACUACAGGUCAGAGUACGUUGGUGUGCGGUACAUUCGACGAAAUAUAACGGCCAGGUACUACAAGGGCAUGGCGCACGGUAUUGAAAGCAUGGCAUAUGACUGGAAAGCAAACAACCUGUACUGGACAGAUUCCGAAUUCAAAUGGAUCAUGGCAUCCGACAGGACGUUCCGUUAUUACUCUCCAGUUUUCAGAACUGGCCACAGAGAACCACCUUAUGGCUUGGCAAUUCACUCUAAAUUGAGAAAACUCUACUUCUCUACCUACAAAGCUUUUGGGUCCAAAAUCAUGGUUACUGACUUGGCAGGAAAGAAUCCACAAACUUUAUUCCAAUUUCCUGACGUAUUUGACGUUACUGGCCUCACUGUCGACUACACAGACGAAAGGUUGUACUGGACUGACUUUACCGGUUAUGGAGCAAUGGUCAUGAGUAGUAGGAUGGAUGGAACAAACAAAACACAGAUCUAUUACCGUCAAGGAUCAAUCUUCUGGGGAGUAGCAGCGUAUAUGGAUUAUCUUUACGUGACGGACGUGCAUGCCCGGUACACUAACACCGCAAACAAGUACUAUUCCGUGUGGGUGGUUAUUAAACAGUCUAAGCAGGUAUUCCGCUACACACUACACGGAAAACCACGAGGUAUUGCAGUGCUCAGCCACAACGAAGAACGCUCCAUGGAUGAAGUAUCAACUAACGGAGAAUGUGAUGAUCAGCCGACAUGCGACCACAUUUGCUUGCCAAGGAUAAACGCUACGAGAGAAUGUGUCUGCUCCCUGGGAUACCAUAAGAGAGGCGAUACAUCAUGCAUCACAGAUGUUCAAUCGGACGAGUCUAUGUUCUUCGUGGACUCCGGCCAAGGAAAAAUCUUUCAAAUUCCUUUUAACGCCAUGACAAGCACCCACCCCAACAACUACACAAUAGUUCCAACAGGAACAAGGACCAACACAGAGACUGUAGCAGUGGACAUCAAAACGAGACAGUUAUUGUGGUCAGAUAAAAGAAGGAAACAAAUUCUAAGAGGAAGCUUUGAUGGUGCAAGAGGAGUUACUCUAGUUCAAAGCAUACACGCAAGCAGUAUGACCGUUGACCCACAGACUGGGAACAUAUUCUUUGUCGACGAUGAGUUUAAUUCAAUCUACGUUGUGGACCAUAGUGGUAACAAGAUGACAGAACUUAUGCGAUCGAAUUCCAAUGAAACCGACAUUAAGAUGAUCGCACAAGAUGUUAAAAGCAGGUAUUUGUACUGGACUGACACGAGAAGCGAUGAGGGAGCAGGUCAAGUAUGGCGAAUCCGUUUAGAUGGUUCAGAGAAAGAAUUGGUCCUGGAUAACUUGGACUGGCCUCACGCAAUCACAGUUGAUCAUAUAAGAGGCAGUCUGUUUGUGAGCGAAGCUAAGACUGCGAUGAUAUUCGAAAUUCCGCUGUCAACACUCGUAGGAACCAUAAACUCAACAUCUAUUCAGAACAUUCCUCUGCAGCACGACCUCGCAGGGCAGCUUCCACGACUUCGCUUUUACAUUUUAGACAUCAAGGUAUACAACAACUAUGUUUACUUUGUUGACGGGAAGUCAAACCGUAUGGAGCGUUUCAAUUUGACAAGAGGGGUGGCUUCGAUUACCCAGUUUGGCCCAUCAGAGUUUUUCCGUAUCACUAAUCUUGCCGUGUAUAGUUCAACCUACCAGAAACAAUUUUUCAAUAGCUUGCCGUCACCCUGUACAGGUCGUCAAAGUAGAUGUCGACACAUAUGUGUUGCCAAGUCAGACUUUGAGAGCGUUUGUCUGUGUCCGGAAGGAUCCGCUCAUGUUACUGAAACGCUGUGUAGCGCCACUACAUCCACAAAUCGACCACCACGUUUGAUUUCGUGCCAAGAACAUUCAAUUAUUUGGCUACCCAGUUGUGCUUCAACAGCAAUGUUUUCAUGGACAGCACCCGUUUGGACGGACGAAGAACCUACGUCCAAUUUAACUGUGGUGGGACCAACCCGAACCAGCGAUAACUUGGGACCCGGCAAUCAUGUGUUUACUUAUAGAGCAACCGAUAGCGGUGGCCUUUCCUCUACUUGUAGAAUCACUGUAGAUGUACGAAACAGAUCCUGUGUCGCCCCACCUCCCUUACCCCCGCAGUUAAGUUCAACCACUCCCACAUGCGGCAACCGUUAUGGUUCUACGUUUGUGAUUUCCUGCGUGGAUCGAACUAAAUCUAUUCGACAAGGAGGCGCUAGUGGGGAACUUUUAGGGUUUACAGUGACGAACCUAUGUCUUCCUGAAGGCUCAUGGGAUCUGGGUGACAUGAACCAGUUAACAUGUGUCCCAACACCAGGGCAACCGACCACCACCACCACAACAUCAACAACAACUACUAGAGCAACAAUAAACACGAACACACCACCUCAGACAAGAACAACAACAACUACUAGAGCAACAAUAAACACGAACACACCACCUCAGACAAGAACAACAACAACUACUAGAGCAACAAUAAACACGAACACACUACCUCAGACAAGAACAACAACAACUACUAGAGCAACAAUAAACACGAACACACUACCACCGACAACAACAACAACAACAACAAGCCGAAAUAUUGGUCCAGCUAGACGUCCAACCAUUACAACUAUUCCAAUCCGUUUGAUAACAACUACUUCGACCACUGCAGGUACACCAGCGAAAUCAAGCACUACAAGUCCAAACAACGGCACUCGUCUUUUAGCAGGACCAAGAUCGGCCAAGAAGGGGGGUCUGAAGAGUGGUCCGUUGGCUGCUAUCAUUGUGCUUGUAGUUCUACUGGUCAUUGUAAUCGCCGUCGUAGUCUUCGUCACAAUUCGUCGUCGUGGUUCGCCCUGGCUUACGAAGAUAAAUUUUCCUUUGUUUUGGAAACGACAAGAAGACACGGUUGAUUUGCAGUCUAGGGAUUGUAAUAACCAUUACCAAGUCAUGUAACCGGAGCACGCUCAUCAACGCCACGGCUUUUAAGUGAUUUUCAGCACUCUCGCUGUUGAACACUGCUCAAGUCGUCGGCUGAGCAGCGGUUGCUUAUACAUGACUGUUUCCUUUUACGUGCAACUGCUUGGCGUUCUUAUCUGUACAAACACCUUGGACGACUCGCAUGAACAUUCUACUUCGCAUAUGAAGUGCUUUUCGUUUUCACCCAGAUGCAUCAGUUCUUCGCACGUUUUACCUCUCUCGUUCUCUUUAGUUUUAUUUCUCCAGUUUAAACAACUUUGUUUCAUGCAUCUUACUUUGGAUUGGUCAGUUUAAGCUUGCUCGGGUGCACGACUCCGUCCCAACAGUUGCGCGCGCGUUACAAGUGGUGUUGUGAUGUUCUUUACUUCCCUUAGCCUCCCGAUCUUUCUUAACACACAUUUUAACCAAAACCUGGGAGUUUUUCUUCUGCCGGCGGCGUUUCCACUGCUACGAAUUCGAUAUUUGGAGUUAUUUAAGAAAAUCAAAUUACACCGAUAAUCGUAAAGCUUUUCAGAAAUUUCUGUUUUUUUUUACUAAAUUCGGCGAAAUUAAAACUCCAUUCACUCUUUACUCCAGAUUUCGAAAUCGUCCAGUUUGGAAAGUCACUCGCUUCCAGUUCCCUGUAUUCUGGAAAAACAAGGAAGACGACGUCGAAGUGAACCCAGUGUCGGACAACCCUUACUCAGUAAUCUCUUAAAACAACCUCAAGUCUUGUACUGCAGUAACAAUACUGCGAACGAACAAACCGAUUGUAUACCAAAAACUAUAAACACUUUUCCGACACUCCUUGGUGAUUCAAGCGACCGAGAAGAACAGUUCAAUAAGUUUGCACGAUCGGCAUCAUUGCCUUUAUAUUCAAACGGUUCACCGGACAUUUCAAAUCAAAGUAUAGCUAACGGAACCGACCUUGAUAGCAUUAGAAAAUCUCCCCCUUAAUUAAAACCUGAUUACUGAAAGAUAUGUCAAAAUGCGCACAGUGCACCCCAGGCUGCCAAAACGCGCACGCUGCCCGAGCAAGUUCAUACAGUACAACCGUUACACCCUCUGCAAUUUUUUUUACGUUAUUUCUUUGUAUAGGUGGGUUAUGUACUGUUAUAUACCGUGUGAUGCCAACGUUUUCUAUGCGACCAAUCUAACUAAUGUCUGUAAAUUUGUUUGCUGGACGUUGCUUUCUUCUUUUACGAUGUACUUUUUCCUUCAUAUUUUGUAUAAGUGCCUUAAGAUACUAACACAGCCCAAACUUGAACGAAUAUAAAUAAACUGGUCGCUGUAAUUUAUACACA
Ciona intestinalis (vase tunicate) is the source of this 4863-nucleotide messenger RNA. The record is from RefSeq and is a predicted model, not a curated record. Lineage: Eukaryota; Metazoa; Chordata; Ascidiacea; Phlebobranchia; Cionidae.